AUGGAAACCAUCAAGAAUACAGUAGCGAACGUGCUGGGCUCUAGCAAGUCCGACGAAGCCGACACUGCUACUCAUGGUACUUUGGGCCACCACGGCCACUCUAGCAACACUACCGACACCACUGGAAGCCACCAUGGUACUUCCGGCACUACAACUGACACGCUAAGUCACAAUUCUGGUACUACCACAGGAGUGACAGGCAGCAUGGGUGAUGCCGCUCCUUCUUUCCAUGAUCAGUCAAGAGGUGGAACCGGGAGCACCCUCUCUCAAGGAGGCACCGGAACUUCUACAACCGGAACGCACGGCACUGGCUUAGGCAGAGAGACUACUGCUGCGUCUGGCACAACUGGUGUCAAACAUGGUACCAACGAAGGAACUGCUACGACUGGCGUUGGGCAUGGUACUUCUGACACCACCACGACCCAUGGCACGAAGUCCAAUGACUUGUCCCCAAGCCAAUCCCACCCCGACCGAAAAGACGCGCAAUCACCAGAUCAAGGCCCAGACCCAGCUCUGGUUGGUGACGCCAAAGAUCACCCCAAGAUGGUCGGACAAGGCGCACCUGGUUCACACUCAGCAGUCUUCGGACUCACGCCUGAUGGAAAGAAGCACAAGGAGUCCAGCCAUGGUGCAGCUCCCAUCCGGCCUGCACAUUCCAAGGAGACUACCUUGGGUAGAAAGAGUGUGGUCGGUGCCAGCGGUGCUGACUCUGGUGGAGAUACUGUGAGUGGUGGCAGAGGUGGUGUCAGUGACCAGAUUGACGCUCCCGAUACUGGAAAGAAGGGUCUUGAGCGGACUGACCCUGCCCCUAUCUCGGCGUCGAACAGCGGUGGUAAGCCUGGUGCCGGCCUGACUGGACUGGGUCAGUCAUAG
This is a messenger RNA of Exophiala aquamarina CBS 119918, 873 nucleotides long. RefSeq lists its product as uncharacterized. NCBI's taxonomy places the organism in Eukaryota, Fungi, Ascomycota, Eurotiomycetes, Chaetothyriales, Herpotrichiellaceae. The transcript has 2 exons. The record is from RefSeq and is a predicted model, not a curated record. The coding region runs from base 1 to 873 and encodes 290 amino acids.